GAAAACAUCUGAAUAAGAAGAGAGGAAGAUAGAAGAAGACAAAAGAGAAGAAGAAAGAAAAGCAUCAUGGACGCUCUGAAGAAGGGAUUCUCCAUGGCCAAGGAUGGCGUGGUGGCCGCCGCCGAGAAGACGAAGGCCGGUGUGGGGGAGGCCGCCGCCAAGACCAAGGAGGGAGUCUUCUAUGUCGGAAACAAGACGAUGGAGGGAGUGGUGACAGGUGUGAACACAGUCGCCCAGAAGACGACCGAACAGGCCAAUGUCGUGGCCGACACUGCGGUUACCGGGGCCAACGAGGUCGCCCAGGCAACGGUGGAGGGGGUGGAGAACGCAGCUGUGGCGAGCGGAUUCGUCAGCACGGAGGAGGCGGGACCAGUGGCUGAGCAGACUGACCUUCCAAAGACAGAAGCAGGAGAACAGACUGAACAGGCUGCACAGUAGACUCGCUCACUGAGGACGAACGACCGAAGACCAACUACACAUUUUAGCCGAGGCUCCUCCCUUUGACCUCUGACCCCUCCAACCCUGAAAGAUGCUUUACCUACUGUGUGUAACUUAACCUCAUUAACCAAUAGAAAGCCUCAUCCUCAUCGUCCCUCCUGUUGCCGUGGUUACACUGCCUCUGCAUCAUACUCGUCACUUGUCGCACACACACACUGACGUCAGAUCAGUUUAAUCAGGUCGCGUGCUCUCAGCUGAUUGGUCGGUGUGGGAUGAAAUCACCCAGGCCAAGUGUUCAGAGACAUCUGAGGCCUUUUAAAUGCAUGUCGCUUUACUGACCCACACUGAGAAUACCACACACACACACACACACACACACACACACACACACACACACACACACACA
Seriola dumerili (greater amberjack) is the source of this 844-nucleotide messenger RNA. RefSeq names its product alpha-synuclein-like (gene sncga). The coding region runs from base 67 to 438 and encodes 123 amino acids. Gene Ontology annotation, molecular function: cuprous ion binding. Gene Ontology annotation, cellular component: cytoplasm; axon terminus; neuronal cell body. The record is from RefSeq and is a predicted model, not a curated record. The transcript has 6 exons. Gene Ontology annotation, biological process: synapse organization; chemical synaptic transmission; synaptic vesicle endocytosis. NCBI's taxonomy places the organism in Eukaryota, Metazoa, Chordata, Actinopteri, Carangiformes, Carangidae.